UCGCAGAAACGGGGUCGCCAAAAGAUAUUCGUUAGCAGAUGUUCGCUGUUCAUUUUACUUACCAAAAUAAACAAAAUAAACUUGCAGGAAUGUGGCGAGAAAUGGAGGGAGCAUUUGAAAAUUCCUCAAGACAUGAGGGUAAACGACGUAAGCAGGAGAACGGUGUGAAAAUCCGUUGAGUGAACAUCAACUUUUGAGUGUAGUGAAAAUCCUAAUCUUAUGGACACUGAUCUCAAUUCUGAUCCAGGUGAGGACCCUGAAUCAGCCCAAUGCAUGGACCAUGAAAACCAAACAAGGAGAACAAGAAAAGACCUAGAAAGUGAUAGCGGAGAAAAGCCAACUCAAGACAACCGAACAUCAAAGAAGCCGGAUGGAAAAGCCGGAAGAACCCCAUCCAGCAACAGGCAAUAACCCAACAAACAUGGAGGUGCAGAUCAACCAUCUACAAUAAAGUUCUACAUACUGAGUCAUACAAAGAUUUUCCUACAAACAAUUAAAUUUGUUGAUAUAAUUAAAGAAACAAGAAGCCCCCCAAAAAGAGGAUCCAGGGGAUAUAGACAACAACAGUCUAAAACCCUCUAACAAGUAAGAAGAAGAAAUGGAGGGAGCAGUUUAAUAUUGCAUAAAGGAAGAGAGAAGGAGGAGAAAUGGAGGGAGAAGAGGCCAGUAAUUGCCCAGAAAAUGAAUCCCCCAGCUGUCAGGUUGAUCUGAAGUCAUCUAUAGACAACUUGAUACAAGAAGUGGCAAUGCAGGAAGCAAUUGGAUCAGUUGACCCUAAUGCCCUUGUCACGCAGUUACUUAACUCUGCAUCAGUUCAAUCUAUGCUUCAAAGGGUGUCAGUUGGCAGUAGAGACCGUAAGAAUAGAGAAGGUUCACAUAGCAACCUUCCACCUCAGGUUCAAGAAAAAUUGGAGCCCGGACAUCGCUAUUUAUAUGUGCACGUUGCUGGUGGACGGGCUUUUGUAGACCACCUGGAAGAGGAAAGGAAUAAAACAUCCAGCCAAUCUACUCUCCUAAUCAUCUUACAAUUCAUGAGUCAGAGAUUUGAAAUAAAAGGAAUUCCUUGUUCAUGUGAUCCUGAAAUCAAUAAAGGCCACCUCUUUGAUCUGCAAGAACUUCGCAAAGGAUGUGGCAGCAUAUUAGGUUGUAAUGAGCUUCUGACAACUGAUUCCCCAUUGUUGAUUCUCUUAUUAAGAUGUGAAGGAAGAAAUUCAAUGAGGAACCUUAUCUCCGUCUAUAAGCUUGAGUGGCGCCCUCUCUUGGCACAGACCUCAGGCCAAGAAAAGUUUGUUUGCCAACUGAUGGGCAUUGGAAGUGAACAGAUACCUGUAGGCUUACUGGAUAUACAAGCGUCUGUGAUUCCAUCACUUGAUUCCUAUCUGCCUGGCUCUGCUGUCUCCAGAUAUCUUGAGGAAGCCAACACUUGCUUCGGAGAGAGACGUCGGCUUUUCAUUAAUUAUGCUCGGCAGUGGUGGAGAGAAUACACUGAGGCUGGAACAAACUAUGCAUCAAGAUCUGUCAGGAUAUUUGCCAUGGAUGAAAAUGGUAAAAAUAGAUUUGUAUGCGAGUAUGUGCGUCAGUUAGAGGCAGGACAUGCUCUUAGAUCCCCAGAAGAAGCAGCCCGUUGGGUUAGUAUUAUUCCAACCAAACCUGUACACCAAAUGCCUGCAGAUGGCAGUAGUCACUGGUACACUCUUCCUGUAGCUGUCAUGGCUCAAAGUUUGAAUGUGGAAAGCAAAUGUAGUUUGCUUUGUAGUCUUCUUCUUGGGUUUGGUUUGGAUGCCUGGGUGUGUGUAGGCACACUCCAUUCAGGUGGGCAACACACCUGGGUCAUGACUCGUGGACCAUAUACUGCUAUUACUUUCUGGGAGUCCUCAACAGGAUGCCGUUAUGUCUACAAGUUAGGCCAGAAAGCUGGCCAUGAUUAUGGGACUGUAGGCAGCAUCUUUAACCAUCAACGCUUCUAUGCUUCUGUUCAGGUAACAGACAAAAUAGGAUAUUGUAACUUUAUGUUAGAGGACGAAAAUGCUUGGAAGCGAAUGUUACCAAAUGCCACAUCCAGUAUGAUUCAAAAGGAGCCAUGUAAGGUAAAAAUUCUUCCUCCAAAUUAUGAUGCAGAAGGAACAAGCUCUGUGGUGGAGAUGCAGAUGAGAAUACUGAUGACUGAGUACAGAGCUGAUUUUGGACUUAGCACCAAUUUUGAUGAUCACUUAAGCCAUAUCCUGACACCAGCACUAUGGUCUUAUGAAAGAAAAGCUGUUUACAGUGUUGGUGAUGAUGAUCAGGAGGCAAAAGGAGCAGAACAUUUCUCAGCUGCACUUAUGCACACAAUUCCAGAGGGUCACACAUUCAAAGCAUUCCCUCUUCAUUUUAUGCACCAAUCACCACAACGGGCAUUUAAUUCCAUUAUGAGCUCCAGCAUUGGCCGCGAGAUAGUUGGGUGUCGUGGUGAUAAAGUCUGUUAUGCUGUGCGUGCUAUAACAGUUAACUAUCCUGAAAAUAUGUUCCUGACUUGGCUUAUGGUUGCUUGUUCUUAUAGACCUGUUGGAUGAAAAGUUAGUAAGAUAUAUAUAUAUUUAGAAACACAUUAGAUUUUAUUUGAGUAUUGUACAACAUUGUUCAUAAUAAAUACCAACUAUUUAUGUACUUAUAAAAUAAACCCGUAAAAUUUACCUAUCAUUCUUUUUAACCUAUAAUUAAUAUUUGUUUAUAGGGUCAUACAAACUAUUCUUGAGUACACAGAUUCAUGUACAAUUUUAUUUGCAUGAGUUCACAUAAACCUGAACAAUUAUAUUCAAACAUAUAAAUAAUAUAAAAACAUCCUCUGUUGUUUUUCAUACUCAGUAAAAAUAUAACAUUUAAAGGCACUGGAAUGGAACUUAACAAAAAUAAUAAAUUUAUAAAGGUGUUGAUAAAUAAAAGGGAACCUGUAGAACAUUUUCUUUAUUUGACAGAAGGACAGGCUGAAAUGGUGCACAAAAGAACUUGCCAUGGGAGGUCACAAGUGACAAGAUUUUAGAUACCUCAAAAGAAAAAGAAAAAAGUCAAUAGUACUAUCAUGCAUUCUUGAUUCUGUAGUGAUAACAAAUACAUAAACUGAAUGGCCAUACUAAUAUGACAGGGUUUAUAAAUAAGUGUAAUACAAGUAAAAACAAAAUUUUGUUUACGAUAUUCUAACAGGAUUAAUUACUGUAAGUAUCAUGUUGAUUGUAAAGCCUUGGUAUACAUCUUACAUUUUAAUAUCUAGUGUCACUAUGCAUUCACACAAAAAAGAAGCUUCUUAUUGUAAAAUAAUGUACAUAUUAUAACAAGCUAAAAGCACCUCUUUCUGCAAACAACCUGAUCAAGCAUACAAAAAUUAAGUUCAUAUCAGUAUCAUAUGAAUCCUCAAGGAUAUCAUAUUAUCAGUUGUUAACUAUUGAAAGGUAUAUUAAACAAACAGAUGAUUAUCAAAAAUGGAUGACAGAAUAAUUUUUAAAAAUAUUUGUUAAUUGAAUUUCAUAACUAAACCUUAACCUAUGAGUACUUGUCAGAAGUAUAAGAAAUGGCCACAUAUGUAUUUAUUACAUUGAAAGAGUAAUACAGUACACUCUCUAACUUUGCAACUUUGUAGUUUAAGCUCCAUGUGUAAAAAAAAAAAAAUUU
Messenger RNA from Penaeus chinensis, 3645 nucleotides. Its product is annotated as centrosomal protein of 76 kDa-like. The record is from RefSeq and is a predicted model, not a curated record. NCBI's taxonomy places the organism in Eukaryota, Metazoa, Arthropoda, Malacostraca, Decapoda, Penaeidae. The transcript is spliced from 13 exons. The coding region runs from base 648 to 2552 and encodes 634 amino acids.